Molecule: messenger RNA, 762 nt
Organism: Prunus persica (peach)
Lineage: Eukaryota; Viridiplantae; Streptophyta; Magnoliopsida; Rosales; Rosaceae
Product: heavy metal-associated isoprenylated plant protein 8
Exons: 4
Coding region: 1-666 (221 amino acids)
Molecular function (GO): metal ion binding
Source: RefSeq, a predicted model, not a curated record
AUGGCAGAGAGAAAUACUAAUUCCGGCAAAGAAAUUGUGUUGAAAGUAUUAAUGCAUUGUGAAGGAUGCCAAAGUAAGGUUUCCAAUUGCCUGAGAGGUUUAGAAGGCGUUGAAGAGGUUGUAGUUGAUUAUCCAAAUCAUAAAGUGACUGUAAAGGGAAAAAAGGCAGACCCGUUAAAGGUUUUGGAGAGAGUACAGAAGAAGUGUAGUAGAAAUGCUGAGCUCAUAUCUCCAAAACCAAAACCAGAAAACAGAGACAAGAAGGAGCCAGAAAAGAAAGAAUCGGCUCAGCCUCAGGUGAAAGUUGUGGUGCUCAAAAUGUUGUUGCAUUGCCAAGGCUGUGCAAAUGAUGUUAAGAAAUACUUGGAGAGAAUGAAAGGUGUUCUAAAUGUAGAAGCAAAUAUGGCGAGCUCAAGGGUGACAGUGAGGGGAGUAGUUGAUCCACCAAAGCUGAUAGAAUACAUCAAGAAAAAAUUAGGGAAGCAUGCUGAGAUUGUGAAGCAAGAACAAGGCGGAGGAGGGGAUAAAGGGCAAGGCAAAGACAAUAAGAAAGGCCCAGAAGCAGGGGGAUAUAUAUUCCAAUACCCUCCUCAAUAUUCAACUCAACAUAUUUACCCUAGUCAAGCAUUUAGUGAUGAUAACCCUUUUGCAUGUUCCAUAAUGUAAACAAACUUUUAAGCUUGUAAUUUCUUCCUCCUUCCAUGGUGAUGGUGCACCUAAUCGGUGCCCCAUGGUUUCAGUUUCAGUUUGUCUUCAGUCUGU